Histoplasma mississippiense is the source of this 1671-nucleotide messenger RNA. RefSeq lists its product with no specific name. The record is from RefSeq and is a predicted model, not a curated record. Gene Ontology annotation, cellular component: cell cortex. Gene Ontology annotation, molecular function: GTPase activator activity. The coding region runs from base 1 to 1671 and encodes 556 amino acids. The transcript has 2 exons. Lineage: Eukaryota; Fungi; Ascomycota; Eurotiomycetes; Onygenales; Ajellomycetaceae. Gene Ontology annotation, biological process: regulation of fungal-type cell wall organization; signal transduction; activation of GTPase activity.
AUGGAUAGCACAACCAAGCGGCAUUUUCGGAGUACCUCUAAAUCUACGGACGUCGAGGGGAUCUUCCGAUUAAGUGGAUCCGCCAAACGUAUCAAGGAUCUACAAGAAGCCUUCGAUUCUCCCGAUCGCUUUGGUAAGGGUCUCGAUUGGACAGGAUAUACCGUGCACGAUGCAGCCAACAUCCUUCGUCGAUACCUGAACCAGCUUCCGGAGCCAAUUAUACCCCUAGACUUUUACGAACGGUUCAGGGACCCUCUACGCAAAUACCAAUCACAAACAGCUGAAGACAAGAAUACCACCUCUUCCAAUGAAGAAGAACUGUUCGACCAUGCUACAGCAGUCACUACGUACCAACAGCUUAUAAAGGAACUUCCUCCGUUAAAUCGGCAGCUUUUGCUUUAUAUUCUCGACCUUCUGACAGUAUUUGCAUCGAAAUCUGAAGUCAAUCGCAUGACAGCAGCUAACCUAGCGGCUAUUUUUCAGCCAGGAUUGCUAUCCCAUCCGGUGCACGACAUGGCACCGAAAGAAUACAAAUUGAGCCAAGAUGUUUUGAUAUUCCUUAUUGAGAAUCAGGACAAUUUCUUGUUUGGUAUGACCGGCACUGCUGCUGAUGCACAAACAGUAAAGGCAAUGCAGGCUGGAAAUGCGACCAAUAACGCCCGAUCCUCCCUUAGACGAUCUGCCUCCAAUGCAAGCGGAAAGGCAGAUAGUAUACGAAAGUAUGAUACUCUCCGACGGAAUGUGUCUGUCUCGUCUAAGCACUCCAAAAAUUCAACAUUUGAUUCAGCAAGUCCCACCACCAACUCGAUUGGCGGAGGAACGCUUGGCGUACAUCGUAGCAACACUGUCCCUUCAAAAAAGGUGGUGGGGAUCCCUGCUACACAAUUCACCCGCCCUCGUGAGCCAGCAGGCUCCGGAUCCGGUCUCCCCACGCCAUCUAUUCACUCCAGACGUCAAUCCUCCGGUCAAAAUCCUUCACCCAAACUGGUAGAAGAUGCUGUUGACAAAAAGAUAUCUGACUCGCCAUCUCCUUUGAACAUGAAUGACGGCUUGGGAUUGGUCCAGAACAAUGGACACACACCCCUGGGUUCCCCUGAUGAACUUGCUACGCCUCAGGAGCUAGUUGCUUCGAAACCGGGCACCCAACAAUCGGCUGGAACCCCGACGAAAGAAAGGAAACUAUCUUCUUUAUUCAAGUCUAUCCCACCAGAGGGCGAGCGAAAGGAUGGGCGACAGCCCAACAGGUUGAGGAAGAAGCGCCCAGUUCCCGGAAGUGCAAGCGAAAGUGCGAGGAGUUCUAGCCACUCUUUGCAUACUGGACCGGAGACCUCAUCUGGAGCGUUAGUAUCGCAAGCCAUAGCUGAUAAGCGGGAGGGUUCAGACGAUCAGUUGCAUAUGUCAACCCCCAAAGUAACAAAUUCAGCUGCCACACCUACGACUGACGCUACACCACAGCCGAACUGGGGAAGUAAAGUCAGCCGCUCAUAUAUCUUCGGAGAGCACUCUGAAGCCCGGCAGAUCGAGGACCCCGUCAAUGCAUUCGCGUUCAUCUGUGACCGAUCAUUUCUGAUUUUGAACACCAGGAUGAUGCAAACCGCACAAACGAAAAAAGACCACAGCCGAUGGGAACACCCUCGUUGGGGUGAAACGAACGUGAACGGUCAGAUAUGA